Molecule: messenger RNA, 440 nt
Organism: Octopus sinensis (East Asian common octopus)
Lineage: Eukaryota; Metazoa; Mollusca; Cephalopoda; Octopoda; Octopodidae
Product: huntingtin-interacting protein K
Exons: 3
Coding region: 31-387 (118 amino acids)
Biological process (GO): negative regulation of apoptotic process; protein stabilization
Source: RefSeq, a predicted model, not a curated record
CUCUAACAAUACUAAGUUUCUCGAUUUAAAAUGGCAGCCGAGGAAGUUCACAAUAACGACCAGGAUUCUGUGAAAGGAUCAAAGGCGAAAAAAGUCGCCAAACAUGAUUCGGGAGCGGCUGAUUUGGAAAAGGUUACGGAUUUUGUCGAAGAAUAUGAAAUAUCUUCUUAUAGCAUCCAGGAUGCUAUGAAGGUGAUGAAUGAUCGGAAAACAAAAGAAGUUAGUGAGAAACAAGAAAAAGAAAAAGAACUCUCCAAAGUGAAAAUUAACAAAGAAGACGUUGAUUUAAUUGUAGAAGAGUUUGAAAUAAGUCGGAUGAUGGCUGAAAGAAAACUUCGAGAACAUAAAGGCAGAAUAGUUGAUGCAUUAGUAGCUUUGACUAAUUAACUUAUACUAAUUAAAAUUUAAUACAGGAAAAUAAACGUUAGUGUUUUGGUUUU